Molecule: messenger RNA, 1548 nt
Organism: Nicotiana attenuata
Lineage: Eukaryota; Viridiplantae; Streptophyta; Magnoliopsida; Solanales; Solanaceae
Product: B3 domain-containing protein REM10-like
Exons: 7
Coding region: 138-1328 (396 amino acids)
Molecular function (GO): DNA binding
Source: RefSeq, a predicted model, not a curated record
CAAUGAUAUUAAUUGGUUCCUAUUUCCUAUAUCAGAAAGCUGCCUUCUUUAUUUACUCCGGUAGUAACUUUCUUGUUAAUUUCUGUGCAACUCUGUAGUGUUAUUCUACAGAAACUACAUCUCCUUAACUGGCAGCCAUGAAAAUAGUCCCUCCAAAUAAACCUCAUUUUUUCAAACCUAUUCUGCCUGGCUUCAAGAAUGGUCUAAAAAUUCCUGUAGGUUUCUUGAAGUACCUGAAGGGACAUAAGAAUGAACAUGCAAUACUUAGAAGGGGUAGCAAGCAGUGGCGGGUGAAGGUGAACGGCCGUCGAUUCGAAGCGGAUUGGGCUGAUUUUGCGCAACAACAUGAUUUGCAGUUAGGAGAUGUGUUGAUUUUCAGACAUGAAGGAAACAUGGAGUUUGAGGUUACCAUAUUUUAUUCAAGUGGAAGUGUCAGAGAAUAUUUGCAAGAAGAAGUCCAUACUGUUGAAGAGACUUCUAAGAAUGAAUUCGAAGAAAAGGCAAGCCCCAGCAUCAAGUUGUCAAACAAGGCUUCUUCCCAUGCAGAAGCAACUACUCUUGACAAGCUGCCUUUUGGUCAAUCUCAUUUUGUAUGCACUAUUAGACCCUAUUGCCUUUCGAAAGGUUUCUUGUUCCUUCCUCAACAAUUUGCAAAAGCAAAUGGUCUCACAAACAAGAAAUGCGAUUUGAUUAUAAGAGAUGGAAGACAAAGGUCGUGGAAUUUAAAGCUAAGUUCUAGUCGUAGACCUCGAGUCUAUAUAAUUGGAGAUGGAUUGCGUAAAUUCAUUGUUGAUAAUUGCUUAAAGGAGGGAGAUCGUAUAAUGUUUGAGGUUGUUACUAAUGGAAAAAUACCAAUAUGGAAAUUUCAAGUUGUUACUAAUGGAGGGACUCCAAUCAGGGAGUUUCAAGACAUUAGGAAAAAGCCCUCAAACAUGAGUCCUCUCAAUGCAAAAGUAUCUACUUCAACUUCAACUUCUGGUGAUGGUCAUGAUCUUCAUCUUCCUUAUUUUAUUUCAAACAUUAAACCUUAUUGCACCAAGAAGUCAGUUUUGUAUCUUCCACUGGAUUUUUUAAAAUCAAAUGGAUUGAUGGAUAGAAAGUGUGAGAUGAUUCUGAAAAAUGAAGAAGAUAGAUCUUGGUCAGUGUGGCUAGGGAGAGAAGGACGUCAUUUUGGAAUUGUAAGUGGAUGGUCAAAAUUCAGAACAGUAAAUGGUCUCCAAGUAGGAGAUGCUUACAAGUUUGAACUCAUCAAAAAUGGAGAAAAACCUAUAGCUCACUUCCAUUGCAAAUAUUCUGAAAAGGUUGCAAAGAGGGGGGAGGGACAGUAGUGAAGCAACUUGACUUUUGGGUCCUUUUUUUGGGUCAAAAGUUUGUUAAUGCAAUAUUUGUGCAUAACCUCAAAAUUUUCUUCUAUAAAUCUUCCAAGUAAUGUAAAUGUCUGAGAACUGCUAUUGGAAAGACUUGAAAGUAAUGACUGGCCUAGCCAUCUUUUUGUCCAGGCCCCAAAUACUCAGUAUGGUUAAAUUGUGGUUGUAUAAACUACUAGGA